GAGUCUGGCGGUGGUCGGGCCCUAAGGAGCGUGCGGCGGCGCCCGCAGAGGACGCUGCUUUCCGCGCAGGACGGACCGACCGAGGGAGGGCGCGAGGGAAAGCCGGAAGGAAGACGAGGCGACGGCGCCAGCCUUCCUCGGGGGAGGCGGAGGCGAUACCCCGGCCCUGGCCGCGGCGGGAGGGCCACGCCCCCGCCGCCGCGCCCGAGGGGCCCAGUGUUUUCGGGGCCGCCGGCCGCACCGGAUCCCGAUCCCUGGAACCUGGGGACACGGUUUCUCCAGAGGAUCCACAAAACAUAGGAUGUCACCACAAAAUCUACCUCGUGUGUUACUCUCUUUAACUCAUGAGCUGCACAACAAUUGUAAAUUUGAGCAAGACGUCUGCAGACUGUUGGAAAACUGAAGAACCUAAUUAACACAGGAUGACCUAGGAGUGAUUCUAAGCCUAUAACAAGAAACUAUUCAUUAGUGAAUGUGUCAGUCUUGAUUCUGAAUGCUACAGAUAACAGCAAGCAGAGUUUCUCCUUUCUUUAUUUCUGAAGCAUUCACUUGACCUUCCAUCAGUAAGACUGACUUUUCCAAUCUGUUCCGGGAGAUAUUAAUGGAAUACAGUCAUGUCCACUCAAGACGAGAGGCAGAUCAAUACUGAAUAUGCUGUGUCCUUGUUGGAACAGUUAAAACUGUUUUAUGAACAGCAGUUGUUUACUGACAUAGUGUUAAUUGUUGAGGGCACUGAAUUCCCUUGUCAUAAGAUGGUUCUUGCAACAUGUAGCUCUUAUUUUAGGGCCAUGUUCAUGAGUGGACUCAGUGAAAGCAAACAGACACACGUGCACCUGAGGAAUGUGGAUGCAGCCACCUUACAGAUAAUAAUAGCAUACGCAUACACGGGUAACUUGGCAAUAAAUGACAGCACUGUCGAACAGCUUUAUGAAACCGCUUGCUUCCUGCAGGUAGAAGAUGUAUUACAGCGUUGUCGAGAAUACUUAAUUAAGAAAAUCAAUGCAGAGAAUUGUGUGCGAUUGUUGAGUUUUGCUGAUCUGUUCAGUUGUGAAGAAUUAAAGCAAAGUGCUAAAAGAAUGGUAGAGCACAAGUUCACUGCUGUGUAUCACCAGGAAGCGUUCAUGCAGCUGUCACAUGACCUACUGAUAGACAUCCUCAGUAGUGACAAUUUAAAUGUUGAAAAGGAGGAGACAGUUCGAGAAGCUGCUAUGCUGUGGCUAGAGUACAACACAGAAUCACGAUCCCAGUAUUUGUCUUCAGUUCUUAGCCAAAUCAGAAUUGAUGCACUUUCAGAAGUAACGCAGAGAGCUUGGUUCCAAGGCCUCCCACCCAAUGACAAGUCUGUAGUGGUUCAAGGUCUGUAUAAGUCUAUGCCCAAGUUUUUCAAACCAAGACUUGGAAUGACUAAAGAGGAGAUGAUGAUUUUCAUUGAGGCAUCUUCAGAAAAUCCUUGUAGUCUUUACUCUUCUGUCUGUUACAGCCCCCAAGCAGAAAAAGUUUACAAGCUGUGCAGCCCACCAGCUGAUUUGCAGAAGGUUGGGACUGUUGUAACUCCUGAUAAUGACAUCUAUAUAGCAGGUGGUCAAGUUCCUCUGAAAAACACAAAAACAAAUCACAGUAAAACAAGCAAACUUCAGACUGCCUUCAGAACUGUGAAUUGCUUUUAUUGGUUUGAUGCACAGCAAAAUACCUGGUUUCCAAAGACCCCAAUGCUUUUUGUCCGCAUAAAGCCAUCUUUGGUUUGCUGUGAAGGCUAUAUCUAUGCAAUUGGAGGAGACAGUGUAGGUGGAGAACUUAAUCGGAGGACCGUGGAACGAUAUGAUACUGAGAAGGAUGAGUGGACAAUGGUAAGCCCUUUGCCUUGUGCUUGGCAGUGGAGCGCAGCAGUUGUGGUUCAUGACUGCAUUUAUGUGAUGACACUGAACCUCAUGUACUGUUAUUUUCCAAGGUCUGAUUCAUGGGUGGAAAUGGCCAUGAGACAGACUACCAGGUCUUUUGCUUCAGCUGCAGCUUUUGGUGAUAAAAUUUUCUAUAUUGGAGGGUUGCACAUUGCUACCAAUUCUGGCAUAAGACUCCCCUCUGGCACUGUCGAUGGGUCUUCAGUAACUGUGGAAAUUUACGAUGUGAAUAAAAACGAGUGGAAAAUGGCAGCCAACAUCCCUGCUAAGAGGUACUCAGACCCCUGCGUUAGAGCUGUUGUGAUCUCAAAUUCUCUUUGUGUGUUCAUGCGAGAAACCCACUUAAAUGAGAGAGCUAAGUACGUCACCUACCAGUAUGAUCUGGAACUUGACCGGUGGUCUCUGCGGCAGCAUAUAUCUGAACGGGUACUGUGGGACUUAGGGAGAGAUUUCCGGUGCACUGUGGGGAAACUUUAUCCAUCCUGCCUUGAAGAAUCUCCAUGGAAACCACCAACUUACCUUUUUUCACCGGAUGGGACAGAGGAGUUUGAACUGGAUGGAGAGAUGGUUGCACUACCACCUGUAUAGUUGGGGAGUUUAGGGAGUGCACGCCUGAUUUAUGUGCUUUGUCGUUUUCUUUGCUAAACAAGAGAGGCUAUGAAAGGACUAAAUAUGAGUACAUAAAAAUCUAUCUUUGAUAAAUUUUAUUUUUAUGCCCUACUUAAUAUUUGCAUCAGUAUAAUAUAUAUCAGUGAGUCUUACAGAAAGAUAUGCUUCCAUAAUAUGAAAUAGAUUAUCCAAUAACUGAGAAACUUUUACAUGUAUCAUGAGAGCAUAAGAAUCUGGAUUAUCUAACAUCGUUAGCCCUGUGUUAUGUACAGUUCAAAAAGUUCACUUACUAGUUUCCUGUUCCUAGUGUGGUAUAUCACAGAUUGUGCUGAGGUUAUUUUUAGUAUAUGUAUUUCAUUCCCGUGCUUCUAUUCUGAAGUCCUGAAAUACAGCUGUUUUUUCAGUGUAAUUGAUUCAGCUGCACUUAACACUAGUGUCCAUGUUGGUAUAGAAGUGUUGUCUAAAUCCUAUACUAUAGUUGAGGAAGAUCUUCCAUUUCAUGGUAUUGCACAGGGAGAGCUAUGACUGCAGGAUCAGUCUAACUAUACUAUUAGGUGCAUGUACUCUCUUUUCACUAACUUAUACUUGUCUAUCUAGAAUACAGGUCUUCCAAUCAGCUGGUCAUUUACCAGGUGUGGACUUAAGUUGCUGGGCUUGCAAUAAGAAUUGCUAGUCCCUUGUUGUGCGGGUCUGUGUGGAGCUUUUAAUCAAUAAAUGCCUCCACUCUCUGUAUUACAUUAACAUUGGCUCAUGCGUAUAACUACCUGCUGCUGUUGUAUUUCUCCAUCUUAAAGAUUUAGAGUGGGUUAACCAGGUCAUUACAUCUUAAUUUAAUAACAAGCAUUACUGUAGAGUGAUUGUGUAUAGAUAUCCAUUAGCUGUCAGGGUGUGUUUUUUUUUUAACCUGUCAUGUGUGUGGGGGGGGUGGGGUAGGAUUAGAAAGGUGAACUGUUCAGGAAUUCUCUGCACUAGCUGUGCAGAAGAGCAGAUAACUAGUGCUGCUCUGGCAUUAAUCCCAGGAACCACUAGCAGUAGCGGGGGCGCCGCCAACCUAACAUGAGCACAGGUGCUUCAUGACGACAUCACUAGCAUGUUCAACUGCAUCAUGUUCUGGCACUGUAUUUUGAAUGACAUUAAUUUAUUAAAUAAAUUGUAUAUAUACGAUA
Lynx canadensis (Canada lynx) is the source of this 3673-nucleotide messenger RNA. It is a transcript of the gene KBTBD2, whose product is annotated as kelch repeat and BTB domain containing 2. The transcript has 4 exons. Gene Ontology annotation, molecular function: protein binding. The record is from RefSeq and is a predicted model, not a curated record. Bases 615 to 2486 code for a protein of 623 amino acids. NCBI's taxonomy places the organism in Eukaryota, Metazoa, Chordata, Mammalia, Carnivora, Felidae.